UCUACAGUGAAUUGUAAACUCUCAUAUAUGCAAUGUCUCGUUUGCUCCGAUCUGCUGGUACAGCCAAGAAGAUAUUUUACAUGGCGCUGCAUCGGAGCCUAAGCGGUCAGUUGGAGGCAGCACGGUUUCUCGGAUACAGCUCAACCAUCAAGCCCCACGUUCGCGCUUCUAGACGAUCGGGGAAUGAGCAGUGCAUUCCGCAACCCCAGCGUCGGUUGACGAACUCGGCUGAUCGGCCCCGCGAUACUUCUGCACUUAUGACGGAGACAGAACAUGGGAAGUCCACACAGUCGGACGUCAAGUCGCGGGCGGGAUCCAGCGUACGGACGCUGGAGCCGCACUUGUACGUCUCGGCUAACACCUUCCAGAAGCGCGACAACUUGCUCGUGCUCGACCUGCUCAACACUGCGUUCCGGCGCGCGCCCAGCGAGGACCAACAGUUCCUGGAUGUCGGCUGUGCCGUGGGCGACUUCACGCGCGACGUGCUGCUGCCGCGUAGCUCCCCUUGCUGGCGCAUCGUGGGCACGGACGUAUCGAGCUCCAUGAUAGCGUACGCAGAGCGCUUCUACUCGCAUCCGCGCAUCACAUACGACGUGCUGGACCUCUCCCACGACGUGUCACCGUUCGUGGAACGGUACGGCCGCUUCGACCGCGUCUACUCCUUCUUCUGUCUCCACUGGAUCCGCGACCAGGUGGGCGCACUGCGCAACAUCCGCAGCCUGAUGACGCCCGAAGGCGAGUGCCUGCUCCAGUUCUGCGCACGCACGCCCGUCUACACACUCUGGAGAGACUUUGCCCUCAUGGACCGCUGGAAGAACCGCAUGUCGGUGAGUGUACUCGCCAUGCAGAACACUCAGCAUAUCUCCUAA
Molecule: messenger RNA, 869 nt
Organism: Rhipicephalus microplus (southern cattle tick)
Lineage: Eukaryota; Metazoa; Arthropoda; Arachnida; Ixodida; Ixodidae
Product: juvenile hormone acid O-methyltransferase-like
Biological process (GO): ubiquinone biosynthetic process
Molecular function (GO): polyprenyldihydroxybenzoate methyltransferase activity
Source: RefSeq, a predicted model, not a curated record